This is a messenger RNA of Punica granatum (pomegranate), 3063 nucleotides long. The record is from RefSeq and is a predicted model, not a curated record. Lineage: Eukaryota; Viridiplantae; Streptophyta; Magnoliopsida; Myrtales; Lythraceae.
UGAGAAGCUCACGUCUUCCCUCUCAAGUCUCAAAGCUCCAUUCCUGGGCUGAGCUGAGCUGAGCUUCUUCUCCUUCCACUCUCUCUCUCUCUCUCUCUGGUACGAACGACAUGAAGCUCCAUCUCUGUUCUCAGGUCUCACUACUACUUCCCAGUUUCAGCUCAAAUUCAACCGAGUGAGUCAUAUCUUCAGCUCCUUAGCUGUCCAUCAAUCUCGAGAAUCCCUUUGACUGAAUCAUUCCGUUCUUAGUUUUCCUCUGUGCUUUGAUUGCUUGAAUCUCCCUGUAGCGUAGCAUAGAGCCUUUGUCAUAGUCUGCAAUCAUAUGUUUUUUGGUUUUCUGGUGCCUGUGAAUGAAAGUAAGUAUCUUGAGUCGUCGUUAGAGCUCUAUGUGAGAAUCUGUGGUUGAUUUUGUUUGAGCUGUGAAUUUUCGAUAUAAGGGUUUGCCAGUUCGAUCUAGGGAUCCGUGGGGUUGUCCGGUGUAGAUGGCGAUGGAUCCCCGUUUCGACGACCUCUCCUUCUCGAUCGAUGAUUUCAAUUUCGAUGACGGUCGUAGCCCCUUACCUGAUUCAAACCAAUCCCUGAACUUUGUCAAUGGGGUCGAGCCCGAUGAACCUGCUCUGGGGUUCGACUCCGUGACCGUACCUCCUUUCUCAACCCAGCCCGUUGCCUUGAACUACUUGCCAGUGAUCUCCACUGACGACCUCGAUGGAGAGUUGGUAUUCCCAGGUGAACUGGGUGGAGGAUCCCUCGAGCCGUCGGUGAGCACAGGCACCGGCUUGAGUGCAGGAGGAGAAUCUCCUUCUUCCUCAGAUGACAGUGAUUCGUCAGAUCCUGUUCUCAAAUAUAUAAGCCAGAUGCUCAUGGAAGAGAACAUGGAGGAAAAAAUCUGGAUAUCGCCUGAUGCUUUUGCUCUUCAACACACCGAGAAAUCGUUGUACGAUGCCCUUGGCGAGAGGUACCCUGAUUCACCCGAUCAAUUCCAUAAUUUCGAUGUCAGCCAGUUCAUUGAGAGUCCGAGUGGCAAUUUCUCAGGUAGUAGUAGCGAUCAUAGCAGUGUUGGUACCGUUCUGACCAGCACUAACUCCAGCAACUCAAUAGAUCCAAGUUGGCGACAUGAUACUGGCGAAUAUAAUCAGACCACUACACCGGCAGUUCAUGCUCUCCACCAAGUUCCUCAGUCGGAUUCCAAUUACAGUUUGCAGUUCUAUACGAGUUCUCUGAGCAACUCUAUUGGUGAUGCCAAUGAGUUGGUGGACUCCUCUGUCCUAGUCAAGAACAUUUUUACUGAUAAUGACUCUGUCCUGCAAUUCAAGAGGGGGUUAGAGGAAGCCAGCAAGUUUCUUCCGCCUAGCAGUCAAUUGGUUAUUAACUUUGAGAAUGGUAGCUCAGGUUCUGAGACUAAAAGCAGGACGUCCUGGGUUGCUGGCCAAGAUGAUAAGAGUGGAAGGGAGGACAUGCUCGGUGGAUCCAGGGGAAGAAAGAAUCAUGAGAGGGAGGAUGCAGGUUUUGAAGAAGGGAGGGCUACUAAACAAUCGGCCUCAUAUGUGGAAGCAGGAGAGGCUGAACUCUCGGAGAUGUUUGAUAAGGUUUUGCUUGCGGUGGCUCCCUGUUCUACUGACAGCUGCCGAUCAACAGAUGCCAGCCAAAGCAAGGACUUGAGGACCAGUGCACAGGUUCGUGGAUCUAAUGGUGGAAGGGGACGGGGCAGAAGACAGGGGAAUCAGAGCUCGGUGGACUUGAGAACGCUUCUGAUUCUGUGCGCACAAGCCUUAUCUUCUAAUGAUUUGAGGACUGCUAAUGAGCUGCUGAAGCAGAUUCGACAGAACUCGUCGCCUUCGGGGGAUGGAUCCCAAAGGUUGGCACACUACUUUGCAAAUGGACUUGAGGCACGUAUGGCAGGAAACGGCGAGGGGACCCAGAACUUCUGCCACGCGAUUGUUAUGCAGAGGAGGUCAGUGGCCGAUGUGCUGAAAGGUUAUCAACUUCAUAUCUCAUCCUGUCCGUUCAAGAAGUUAACCAUCAUGUAUAUGAAUUACAUGAUCUUGAAAUUGUCAGAAAAGGCUAGCGUCCUCCAUAUUAUAGACUUUGGUAUCGCAUUUGGCUUCCAAUGGCCGAUUCUUAUUCAGAAGCUGGGGGAACAGCCCGGUGGGUCCCCUAAGCUGCGAAUUACGGGGAUAGAGCUUCCACAACCCGGGUUUCGCCCAGCAGAAAGAAUUGAGGAGACAGGGCAGCGGUUGGCCCAGUAUUGCAAGCGUUUUAAUGUUCCCUUUGAAUUUAAUGCUUUGCCUUCACGAAACUGGGAAACCAUCAGAGUCGAGGAUCUAAAGAUCAGAAGUGGUGAGAUGAUUGCUGUGAACUGCCUCUAUCGGUUCAGCAGUCUUCUUGAUGAGACAGUUGAUGAGGACAGCCCGAGGGAUGCUGUCCUAAAGCUAAUUAGGGAAAUAAAGCCUGAUGUCUUUGUUCACACGAUCACCAAUGGAUCUUACAAUGCUCCCUUCUUUGUGACACGGUUCAGGGAGGCACUUUUCCAUCUUUCUUCGAUCUAUGACAUGUUUGACGCUACCAUUACCGGUCAGCAAAGGGAUUCUAAAGAGAGGACAAUUUUGGAAAGCGAGUUCUAUGGGCGGGAAAUCAUGAAUGUGGUAGCAUGUGAGGGGCCAGAGAGAGUUGACAGGCCCGAAUCCUACAAGCAGUGGCAGGUUCGUCACGGGAGGGCGGGCUUUAAGCAGCUUCCUCUUGAGCAAGAGGUUAUGAAAAAAUUACGGCAUAAACUCGAGUGCUGGUAUCACAAGGACUUCGUGCUGGAUGAAGACGGCAACUGGAUGCUGUUGGGAUGGAAGGGUCGAAUAAUCUAUGCUACUACCUGUUGGGUACCUAGCUAGGUUGUCUUUGCAGUGUCGGUACGACUUUAAGAUAUGGUUUGUAAUUUGUUAGGCAGUAUAUUAAGAUAAAUGCUUAGUUGUCUUGUGGUUUUCCGCUAACUCUGUAAUUUUAUGUACUGGAGUUACUUCUCUGUUAUCCGUAGUUAAUUAAGUUGAAGUGAUCUUCUAUCAUUCUCUGUUC